AUGGCUCAUCCUAAUCCUAGAGUUGGAAUUGGAGCGUUCAUCCUCAGGGAUGGAAAAUUUCUCAUCGGCUGGCGAAAGGGAAGCCAUGGCGCUGGAACUUGGGCUCUACCCGGGGGUCAUCUUGAAUUCGGCGAAUCGUUCGAGGAGUGUGCUGAGCGCGAGACGCUUGAAGAGACGGGCUUGAAGACUCAGGAUUGGCGCUUUUUGGAUUGCAGCAAUUCAGUGUUUCACGAUGAUAAUAAGCAUUAUGCUACGGUUUGGAUGGCUGGGGUUUGUUGUGAUGAGAAGGCUGAGGCAGAGAUUAUGGAGCCCGAGAAGUGCGAGGCUUGGAAAUGGGUCUCGUGGGAUGAACUGCGGGCCUAUGAAGAGGAGCAAUUAUUUUUGCCUCUUUUAGAUUUGUUUGGACAGCGGCCUCACUUUCGGAUUUAA
Messenger RNA from Penicillium soppii, 429 nucleotides. Its product is annotated as nucleotide triphosphate diphosphatase NUDT15. The transcript has 3 exons. Gene Ontology annotation, molecular function: 8-oxo-7,8-dihydrodeoxyguanosine triphosphate pyrophosphatase activity. The record is from RefSeq and is a predicted model, not a curated record. Gene Ontology annotation, biological process: dGTP catabolic process. NCBI's taxonomy places the organism in Eukaryota, Fungi, Ascomycota, Eurotiomycetes, Eurotiales, Aspergillaceae. Gene Ontology annotation, cellular component: cytosol. The coding region runs from base 1 to 429 and encodes 142 amino acids.